AUUUCGUCACUGGAAAUAAGUACCUACAUAUCAACCUAGUCAGUCAAACAGUGGUGUUUUUAGACUAGUUCCGCCAUUAAAAUUGAGAAAAUCUUAUUGUUGUCAAUUAUAAGUUCAAUAAAUCACGUUGAUAAUGUCCAGUAGAUACUCAGUCUCGUGAAAUAUUUUUUGUUUGCGUUAAGUGUUUUUAAUGUAUCAUUUCCUGUUUCGUAUGGAACAGAAACAAGCCACUGCGACGGCUAUUGCUCCGUUUUCGUUAUCACGUGGGCCGAAUUUCGAAUUACGCCGCCUUGUUUGAUUCGUGAGGCCACGACUUCGUACUCCACAGAGAAGACAGUCCAAUACAGACAAUAGAGACCGGCAUAAUAAUCAAAGCGUCUUUGUUUUUGCAGAAGCGCGCCGAAUCGCUCGACUUCUGUCAUCGGUUUCUAUCGUAUCAUGGAACCGGCGGGAGACUGACGCUAUCUAUUGAAAAUCUUGUGCAAUGUGUCAGUGAAGUGCUAGUGGAUUGAGUGAAGUGUGGUGUUGUGCGGUGCAGUGUCGUUACAUAAGGGCGGUUAUGGUGGCGGGGCGGGCGGCGUGAGGGCCGGGCGGCGUCCGGCGGAGAGCGACGUGUCAUGGCCCCUGCGCUCCCGCUGGCGCCCCGAGACGAGCCCGACGGUCACGACUCCCUUCGGCGGCGGGCGCUCACGUCCGUCGAUAACAUAGCGAUACACAUGGAGGAAGAUGACAUGGGCCUCCCCAACCAGCCGAGCCUCGCGAAAGACUCUCAAGAGAUGGAACAGAUCCUUGUUGAUUUGGGUGGUAGUGACUUUAACCAUCCAGAUUUACUCCAGGCCAUAAAAACCCUUGAGAGUGGUGGUGAUGUAUUAUCUACCGGAGAGCCUGAUGCUAUUUUUCCUCUCUCUGGUUUUGAUUUGACUGAAGUAGUUGAUUCUGAGGGUGAUAGCAUAGAGGAUAAGAUAAAAGCUACUCAGGCACGUCUUGAACGCCGUUGUGCUUUCCUGCAGAGGAGGCUGAGAAUACUGCAAACUCGAUCCAUCGGGAAGAGAAUAUCUGAAGAAGUGGUCCAAACAUUUGAGAAAUGCACCCGCGGAGCUCGUAAGGACAGUGGAGGUCGACCAAUGGGCUUGAAAGCUUUUUUAAAACGAAUAGAAACAACUGCAGCAUUACAAGCAAGUGCUGCAUCAAAGACUGUGGUUGGGCCAAAGUAUUACAAUGCAGGAACAUCAAAAAGUGAUCCAUCCAAGUCUGCAUCGAUUGGUAUUCCACCGGGGACUCUGGCAGGCUUGGAUGAUACAGCAGCGGCCCUGAGAUCACAGCUAACAGCAGUGAAGUACCAGCUUGAUUCUGAUGCCACUGCAUCUUCAUCAGGGGCAGAGAGUAAUGAUGAAGUGGUGACUUACAAUAAUCCACAUCAACAGCAAAUGCCUAUAGAAAAACGGGCGCUCUGGUCGUGGCAGAGAGCACGGGCAUCGAUCGCCUCGCGCUGGUGCUGGCUUCAGGCGCAACUACAAGAACUCGAGUACAAGAUACGGCAGCAUAAUGAAUUGCACAAACAGGUGCGAGAAGCGAAAGGUGCAGUGGAAUUCGAAGGCGAGCCCGCGGCGUACGUGAGUUCGUUACCGGGCGAGCUACCUGAAGAUGACGACCCCGCCACGGAGACCUGUGCCAGAGUGCGACCUCUGCGACGGGACACCUUCAAGAAGAGGAAACUACUGCAGAUGCACAACUUGCAUUUGGCUACCCCGAAAGCCGCAAAACCUUCUGAUAUAAACUGCAGCUGCGUCCAGCCGAGCGAGAGCUGUCCGGUGUGCACGGGGCGAGCCGAGCCCGCGCUGGCGCCGCACUGCGCCGCGCUGUCCGCCCUCUCCGCGCCGCAGCGCCUCGCGCUCGCCGACCCGGCCUACCAUCCCGUGCUCAGUCACAUUAAAGACGCGACGGUGUCCCUGCACAUGUCGUCGCUGUGGUCCCGCGGCUGGAUGAGCGCGCGUCCGCCGCGCCCCGCCCGCGCGCCGCCCCCCGCCACGCACUCGCCGCCCAAGCAGCACCGCCGGCACACGACCAGAUUGAAAAGAGGCAGACCACCCUUAUCCAGGAAGAUAAGAGAAAGGGAUAGAGAUGAAGAAACCUCAAUGUCAAAUCAUGAAAGUUCCAGGUCGCGCGGUCGGCCCAGCACGGAGUCGCGGCGCCGCCAGUCCUACGACAUCGACAACAUCGUCAUCCCGCAGAGCGUCGCCGCCAGCACCCGCCCGCAGAUCCUCACCUACAAGGAGAUCAUCACGCCCAAGUGGCGAGUACUGGAGAUGCCGGAGACACGUAUGAAUAAUGGGGUUUCGAAAACGAAUAAUUCAAAUCGACUUUCUGUCGAAAGCGAGGACGAAGAUAUAUCGGACACGGCAGUGCAGGCGCGACACACGCGUGCUGAAACUCGCGAGAGAAGUCGCUGGGCGAGGAAGAACUCCAGACGAGCCGCCGCCGCCGCCACCGCCGCCGCCGCCACCACCGCCGCCGCCGCCACCACCGCCGCCACCGCGACCGACGCUCCGGCGGGGCCGACGUCGACGUCGCCGCGGCGGCAGGACCAGCUGCUGAGCCGAGACCAGAGCCCGGCGCCGGUCAUCACGCUACCUCCGCCACAGAGCCUCUCACCUAUAUUGGAGACAGUGAGACCAUACACGCCGCGACAUUUCCCUCUGCCGGACGAAGAUUACCACGAGAUGAUGUCCUCGAUGCCCGAAGGCUACCGCCACAGCAGCCCCGAGCCCAGCCCCCUCCCUCCGCCGCCCGUCGACGACGAGGAGACCAGCUCCUUGUCGCCCAUGUCGCCCAUCAUCUACGACGGAGACGAUCCUGACGACGCUGAAUGGGACCCGCACAGUGAUAAAACCGAGCGACGGAAAAAUGCUUUUAGGUGAAUUGUAAAUAUUAUGUUCCCUUAGAGUGUGGGCUCUUAGUGAUGUGCUACGAACGCGGUUGCAGACAUUUCGAUAUGUAAAUCGGUCGAUGUGGAAGAAUUAUUUAUGGAAUAAAUUUUGCCAAUUUUAUUUGCGAAAUGAAAGCGUUUUAUGAGUGAAUUUAGUUUGUUUUCGAUUAGAUUAAACUUCAAAACGUACCGAUAUUGUGUUAGCUGGCGGCUGAAUCUAGAAAUGGUAAAUAUAGUGAAAUUUACUGUGCACGUGAUCGAAGAUACAAAACCGGAUUAUUAACACAAAACAUGACAAUUUUAGUAUUUUCUGAGCUUCUCGCAAAUCGGUACAUGCUAUUAAAACAUUUUAUAGAUUUAAUCUCACGUUUAUUAUUUUCAUCAUUUUACAAUUGCUCUAAUAUUUCAAAAAUUUCACAGUCACCAUGGUCCAUGAUUAUAAAUACAUAAACACACGCACAAACGCAACAGACAGGUAGGCAACGGCUUGGCUCUGCCCCUGGCAUUGCUGAAGUCCAUGGGCGACGGUAACCACUCACCAUCAGGUGGGCCGUACGCUCGUCUGCCUACAAGGGCAAUAAAAAAAAAAAAGACGCGUUAAUUCGUAAAAAAAAAAUUAAAACAAAUAUCUUAAUUAUUAACUUAUUACUCGCGCGUCGAUAGCGGCAGCUGCUGAAGUGACCGUAUGACAAGGUUUAUGGGGUACGAAACCUCAUAAUAACAUAACACCUACAAUUAUAAGGAAUUACUUGAUUACUUGAUUGUCAGCUUCAGUGUCUAUUGAGCUAUCGGUCCACGCAAUGCUAAGCAAUUCAGACACAGAGAGGUCUUUGGCCGCCAGUAGAGAAAGAACUUACACACUGUUGUCAUUUAGAGUCAAUUAAUUUAUAAUUUUCUGGAACUAAAUAUGCUCAAAUUAUAUUUUGACUCCAAUGGCCUUUGGAUUUUGACAAUAACCCAGAGUUAUGUCUAAUCACAGUAAAAAAUUAGUAUUAUAGAAAUGCCUUUUGAGAAUGACUCACUGGUCAUUGAACUUGUGCUUUCAUUAUAUGCUGUGGUAGCUUUCUUUAUUGAAAGGUAUUUUGGUUAGAUACACUAAUAAUUGUUGUAUGAUUACAAUAACGAGUUUGAUUUGUUUUUUCUGAUUAAUCCACGUCAGUUAAUUUUUCCAAACCUGAAUUUUUGUUUAUUUUCACAUCAUUCAGUUCUCUUUCCAACACCAUUGGUUAUAACCACAUAACUUACUGGCUUAACAAAAAAAUAGUUUGUGUUUUUAUAAUUCUUAGUUGUUUAUUAAUUGGUAAAUAUAUUUUUAUUGCUUAUUUAAAUACAAAGCUUCAGAUUCAAGAUCCCAGACAUACCAACACUUUUAGUUUUUUUUUUUAGUCAAAAAAAUAGUUUGUGUUUUUAUAAUUCUUAGUUGUUUAUUAAUUGGUAAAUAUAUUUUUAUUGCUUAUUUAAAUACAAAGCUUCAGAUUCAAGAUCCCAGACAUACCAACACUUUUAGAUUUUUUUUUAGUCAAAAUUCCAUUUUCAACACUGCCAUAGGGAUGGCUAAUUUGAAUAAAAAGUUGCUGUCCAUGAAAUGUUAUAUUUUUGUUUAUUUCAUACCGUUUUCAUGUAUUUAAAAUGAUUCUCCUAAACAUUUAUGGAACAUUUAAAUUAGAUUUCAAUUUGUGUCUCUGAUCACUUAUUUAUCUAGUGAGUUGUAAAUAAAUAUAUGUUUUUGUGGAAUGAGUGUCUCGAAAGUUUGUUUUGAAAAAACGUUUUGUUACAUUCCCUAACUAUAUUAUUAGAUUUAAAAAAAAAAAACUUGGAAGAUGUUAUUCAACAAUGUACAAUAAAUUUUAAUGCAGUAGAAACGUACUGAUUUAGUAUUUGAUUUGUUUUUUUUUUCUGAAAUGUGUGUUCAUGAUAAUUUAGUUUAAGCGUUAGUUUAAGUAAAAAGUUGGCCCGUUGUUGCUGAGCGAUUGUAAAUAAAUUGUAUAAUACAGACUUAUAAUAAAAAAAAUAUAUAUAUUUGGGCACUGAAUAACAACAGACUGGUUUGUAAAUUAACUGAUUUGAAUCUCUAAGAGAGUUGUCAAACUGAAAUUAUUCACCACUAUUUUGUUAACACCAUGUAUUUAAGAAAUUAUUUAUUCAUGAGUAUCGCACAUUAAAAAAAUUAAGUGACAUAAUAUAAUAAAUUUUAUUGUCGUUUUUACCCAAUCAGAAAUAAUAGUCAGUUGUGGCAAUAAGUCUGCAUUAUGUUCUCAUCGUAGCUGUGGUAAAGGGAUAAAGUAUCAACUCUACCUUGUUAUUAAGGAGAGGAUUUGCAUUACGUAAAUAUAAGGUGGGUUGAUAUAACAUGUUUUAUUUUACAUUUUGCGGUUUUUAAAUCUAUAGUUCUUGCUUAAGAUAAUAGAUAAAAAAUAUUGUAUCUACAACUAAGUAUGAGCAUGAUGCAUACUUUAAACUGAACCGAAUAUGUAACGCCAACUUAUAUUCAGAAGGGAGCCAGUUGUAGAUUUUCCAUCGUGAAAUAGUUAUAAACAUAUUAUGUCGAAUAAACUGUGGCCAGAAUUGUACGUCAGCCAUGUUGGUCUUAUACACAGCUAACGUCGAAACUUGAGGAAUUCUGAAAUGAAAAUAAUAAACUUGAGAACCAGCAUCUCGCAAACCCAUUACCAAAUCAUUCAAAAAAUGUCAUGUAGGAAUGACAAAUGCCACCUAUUUUUUUAAGUGCGAUAUACCAUUUCCUUGGAUAUGUCUCGUCUUAAUGAAUGUUAACAUAAUCAAAGUACAAUAAAACUGAUGGCUAUGAAACAAUUUUGCAUUUCAUAAAUAUUAUAUAGAUGCUUUAAUUAUUAUUUUUCUGAAAUUACUGGGUUUCCUUCUUGUCAAUAUAAUUUACAUUUUGUAAUAUGUUUGAAAUAUAAUUUCCGAACCCGAGUUUAUAAAUUAAAAGAAUUGUAUAAACAGAUAAAAAAUGCCUUAUGUGAAGUAUUGAUUAGAAGUCUGCGAUUGUAAGGAAUAUACACUAAUGAAACAAUUCGCCCUACUUUUUUAAUACAAUAAAAUGAAAUAAUACUUUGUUUCUAUUUUCGUGAGAAGCCAAAGUCUUCUUUUAUGUAAUAAGUGUAGUUUAAGUUUUUUAAUGACGACUUGAGUCAACAUAGAAACGCUUAAGAAUUAAUUGUAUAGUGAAAAAUAAAACAUUGAAAAUUGAGAAACUA
Bombyx mori (domestic silkworm) is the source of this 6144-nucleotide messenger RNA. RefSeq names its product KAT8 regulatory NSL complex subunit 1-like protein (gene nsl1). Gene Ontology annotation, cellular component: NSL complex. Gene Ontology annotation, molecular function: histone acetyltransferase binding. The coding region runs from base 618 to 2918 and encodes 766 amino acids. Lineage: Eukaryota; Metazoa; Arthropoda; Insecta; Lepidoptera; Bombycidae. The transcript is spliced from 10 exons. The record is from RefSeq and is a predicted model, not a curated record.